Messenger RNA from Aspergillus sclerotioniger CBS 115572, 2403 nucleotides. It is a transcript of the gene hdaA, whose product is annotated as histone deacetylase hdaA. The transcript is spliced from 15 exons. The coding region runs from base 1 to 2403 and encodes 800 amino acids. Lineage: Eukaryota; Fungi; Ascomycota; Eurotiomycetes; Eurotiales; Aspergillaceae. Gene Ontology annotation, molecular function: histone deacetylase activity. Gene Ontology annotation, biological process: chromatin organization. Gene Ontology annotation, cellular component: histone deacetylase complex. The record is from RefSeq and is a predicted model, not a curated record.
AUGGCAAUGGACGACGACGAAGAUACCGUCAUGGGAGAGGCGGGCUCUCACAAUCCCCCCUCGGUUGCUUCACAUCGAUGGGCAAGCAAUGGCUCUGGUAUCCAAGGCAACGGCCAGCUCAAUGGUACUUCAGAUCCAUCUAUUGCACCGCCGCUUCUGGGUCAGAGUAUGAAGCUGCCGCUCUCUCUACACUCGGGAGACUCGCAAUCAGAGACGACAGCAGGGGCAGGCAAUCAAGGGAUAUCACCUCCGAAGAGCCUGCCCAAAUCAGUCGACUCCGGUGAUGCCACCACCGAAGAUUACGAUAAGCUAGAUAGCCUUGUCGAGGACAACUCCGAUUGGACUGAUGCGGAAGCAGUUGCCCGCACUGGGCUUCCUCUGGCCUCACUUCCUUCCGGAUUAUGCUAUGAUGUUCAGAUGCGCUAUCACUGUGAAGUGCGACCGACAGCAGAUGUUCAUCCAGAGGAUCCUAGGCGGAUCUACUACAUCUACAAAGAACUUUGUCGAGCAGGACUUGUUGAUGACCCGGAGUCGUGUCGACCCCUUGUCGCACGACCGUUGAGGCGCAUCAAUGCCCGCAAUGCUACUGAAGAAGAAAUCUCGCUUGUUCACACGCCUGACCAUUUUGCAUUCGUAGAAAGCACCAAAGACAUGUCCGAUGAUGAGUUAAUUGCAUUGGAACACACGCGUGAUUCGAUAUACUUCAAUAAAUUGACAUUUGCAUCUUCGAUCCUAUCAGUUGGUGGAGCGAUUGAGACAUGCUUGGCUGUCGCAACCCGGAAAGUGAAGAAUGCCAUCGCAGUCAUCCGGCCUCCUGGACAUCAUGCCGAACACGACAAGACCAUGGGCUUCUGUCUGUUCAAUAAUGUCUCUGUGGCGGCGCGCGUCUGUCAAGACCAACUAGGACACCGCUGCAGAAAAAUUUUGAUCCUUGACUGGGAUGUUCAUCAUGGAAAUGGUAUCCAAAAAGCCUUCUAUGAAGACCCCAACGUACUAUACAUCUCACUCCACGUGUAUUCGGACGGGAAGUUCUAUCCCGGGGGCGAAGAAGGCGACUGGGACCAUUGUGGUGAAGGCGCCGGCGUUGGGAGAAAUGUGAACAUACCUUGGCCAAGCCAGGGCAUGGGCGAUGGCGAUUACAUGUAUGCUUUCCAGCAGGUUGUCAUGCCGAUUGCGCAUGAAUUUGACCCGGAUCUUGUUAUCAUCGCCUCUGGGUUCGACGCAGCUGCGGGCGAUGAGCUUGGAGGGUGUUUCGUUACACCUUCAUGCUACGCUCACAUGACACACAUGCUCAUGACGCUUGCUAAUGGCAAAGUCGCCGUCUGUCUUGAGGGUGGCUAUAAUUUCAGGUCAAUCUCGAAGUCAGCGCUUGCAGUCACGAAGACUCUGAUGGGAGACCCGCCAGAUCGACUCCAUACUACUUCUCCCUCUACACUUGCAACUACAACCGUACGCCGCGUGAUGAUGAUCCAGUCGCGUUUUUGGCACUGCAUGUAUCCGAAGGGGCCUUCCCAGGAUGGGUUCUUCACCGAUAGGCUUCACGAUGUCAUACGUUCUUACCAGGCGAAGCAACUUUACGAUAACCUCAAGCUCACAUCUCUCUUCAUUUAUCGGACUGCCAUCUCCAAGUCAUUCGAGAAUCAAGUCUUAGCAAGCCCCAACUAUCAUCAACCAGUGCCUCUUCUGGUGAUUUUCCAUGAUCCGCCCGAGAUCAUGGGCCUUCCCCAUCCUGUCACCAACAAGCUGGAGGCCCACAACUGCUGGCUGGCUGAUCAUAUGAAGAACUACAUUGCAUGGGCUCUCGGAAAGGGGUAUGCGGUGAUUGAUGUCAAUAUCCCCAAGCAUGUGACGAUCGAUCCUUCAUCUGGUAAAUACGAGGAGGAAGACGAGAAUCGACCCACUGCUACCGAGGAACUAGCCGGAUACCUGUGGGACAACUAUAUCGAACCCAGCGAGGCCACCGAGAUCUUCUUCAUAGGCGUUGGAAAUGCUUUCUACGGGGUAGCCAAUCUACUGAUUAACCGCGAGACACUGUACAAACGGGUCAACAGCGUGGUUUCAUUCGUGGCUGAGAAUCCGGUUCGUGCCAUCGCCUCCCAUACCCAGGUCUGGCUGUCGCGGUGGUACAAAGAUAACUCCCUCGUAUUUGUCUCACACACGCAUGGUGUCUGGAACAGCGUCGAGACGCGGCGCAAACCAUCCAAGCGCUACGGUCAACUCGUUCAAUCACCCAAGGCAAGCCUAAGUGAGAUGCUCGUGCACCACAGGGACGAAGUAUACCAAUGGAUCUCCGAGCGAGCCGACGUACACGACAGUGAGACCGAAGAAGAAAAAAAAUCCAAACCCAAGAGUCGGUCCCCAACGAAGGAGAACCAAGGGGAACCCCGUUCUGUGCCAAGUUAA